AGAUCAAUUUUAAUGAUCAGAAGUAUCACAGGACUGUUCGUAAGCAGUUUAAUGUUCCUCAUAAUCACUUUAAGUACAAGAGACUGUUAUAGAAAGAAAUAUGUUAAAGCAGUUAAUGCACAUAAUAUCAUUUAUUUCAUAAAAUAAAGAUUACUCACUUCUAUUUCAAUUUAUUCCUUUAACUCACGUGAAGAUGACUUUAGGAGACACGUGUCUUUAAUAACAUUAUCAGGUUUCAUUAUCAAUAAAUAAAUCAUUCUUCAUGUGACUCAGUCUGUUGAAUGUUUUUGGUUGCAGAUGCUGUAACUGGCAGAGAUGUGCUCGUAAUAAUCAACAACAUCGACUAAUAAUCUCUCUGCAGACGCUCUUCUUAACGUUGGUAGAAAAACUAUGACUUGACUUAUUUAGUGUUUGAGUCUACAUGAGCUUUUAAAAGACAAUGCCACUUUGAACACUUUGGUAAAUAAAGAUAAUAUGAUUAUAUUAUAUAUGUUAUGUAACAAUGUGAUGUCAGUGCUCAUAUAUGAUUUUUGUAUCUUAGUUAUGACUGAUUUCAUAUUUACUGUUUUAAAUCUCCUGAUUAUGAUUUUUGGUUUACACUUUUUUUAAUUUUCAAUCUCAUAAUCCCGAUUUUAAUCUCAUAAUCAUGACUAAACAUGUUUGUUUUUUUUCUCAUUAAGAUUAAAUCUCAUCUUGUUACUUUUUUCUUUACCAGACAGAAAUGUUCCAACAUCGUCUUUCGAUUAAGUCGCCUGGUCGACAUCUGUUCUCUUCUUCUAUUGGUCAGAUCUGGUCAGCUGACAGGGCAGACGGAUCAUGUGACCAGCAGACCGAGCCAGUGUUGACCUGACAGCUCCUGGUUCUGUGGGUAUCGUCAGUUCUGGCUGGUUCUGGCUGGUUCUGGUGGAAUGUCUCCUGGACUCACAGGCUGAUCUCGAACUCGUGUGAACAUGUUGGAGGCGGCUCGGCGGCCGGAGAAUAUCUCCACAGAGGUGUGCGUCAUCCCGGAGAACCAGCACUGUGGACCGGUACCGGACAUCCAGAGAGCCCAGCUGGCUCCUGGAGGCUCCCUGCUCGCAUGUCUGGAGGCCCGGGGCCGGCUGGUGGUGUGGGACCCGGCGGACAGAGAGGCUCCUCCGGCUGUGGAGGACGAGAGCUGCUCAGACUUCUCCUGGGAGGAGGUGGCCGUCCACAGCCGCAGCAGCAGCUUCAGACUGCUGGCUGUUGGAGCUCAUGGUGACCUGAAGCUGCUGGAGGCAGAACGAUCAGCCUCCAUCUCUCUGCGCCGUGUCUGUGAAUAUCCUGCAGACCGCCUGCUGCAGACCGUCAGAGACCAGGACCCGGGUGUGUGUGAGCUGCAGUCGGUGUGCGUGUUGUCGUUCGCUGCUGGCCGCUGCCGCGUGCUGCUCAACUGCGAUUGGCUGCUGCAGUGGCAGCAGACGGAGGCGGAGCCGCAGACGUCGUCCUGCUGCAACAUCCAGCUGACCAACAGAGACGGACGCUCUGCCGUCCACCACUCUGUCUGCAGAGACUUCCUGUUCGUCCUCAGCUCCUCUGGACUCACAUCUGUGUGUAACGUCUCUGAUGGCCGUCUGCUGGCCAGCAUCGACCUCCCCGCCUACCUGAGCUCCGGCCCGGCGGACGACGACCUCAGCUCCUCCCCCUCUUCCUCCUUCUCCCCCUCUUCAUCCUUCUGCCUCCUCCAGGUGUCAGCUGACCUCAGUACAGCUGUGGUCGUCACGCAGUCUCACACCGCCAUCGCCGUCGACCUCAACCACUACUUCAGGAUGUAUCCGGACCACCUGCUGUGUGCCGCUCCUCCCUCGCGGCCCGCUCUCCGGCCCGAGAACCAGAGAGACCAGGACAGCCUGUCGAGCUCCAACUGCAGCUGCGUCGCCCUCGGAUCAGCCUUCAGCACCGACCGCUCCUGGGAGGCUCGUCUGGCCUCCAUGUACAGCAGAGCCCAGCAGGCUGCAGCUCCCUCCUCCUCCUCCUCCUCCUCCUCCUCCUCCUCCUCCUCCUCCUCCUCCUCCUCCUCCUCCUGGUCCUCCUCGCUCCCCCACACAGGGGAAUUCCACCAGGCUCCAUCCUCGGCCCACAGCAGAGUGCCUCACGGUGGGGCGACUGUUUCUUUCUCCGUCCCCGAGUCCUCCUCUCCAUCUCUGCUCACCGUGUCUGAGUUCUCCGCCCAGCUGACCUUUGUUUCCCCCGGCAACAGACAGACCACUGUGGCCUUGUGGGAUUUAGAGUCUGGGAGUGUUAGUUACCACCAGGCGGAGGGCGAGGCAGCUCCGGUUCAGCGCUGUGGAGAGCGACAGCACCGACUGCUGCUGAAGAAGGCCGGCCUGUUCCAGGUCCUGUUCUCGGUGUCCCAGCAGGACUUGCUCAGCAGGUUAAUGUUGUUUGGCAGUGCAGCGACAGUCGAUGCAGUGUGUCACCUGAACAGCUGGGGGCGCUGCUCCAUCCCCAUCCACGCUCUGCAGGCUGGACUAAAGAACCGUCAGCUGGACACGGUGGAUUUCUACCUGAAGAGUAAAGAAAACCUCCUGAACCCUGCAGCCGACCAGCCGGCAGCCUCCGGACUGAGUCUGACAGACAGUGUGCAGGAGUUGUGUCCUGCGUUGGACCUGCUGUGUUCGGCUGUCAGAGACUCCAACAGUGAAGCUCAGAGCCGACAGUUCUCUGAGCAGCUGCUCAACAUCACCAUGAACUUCGUCAGCACGCAGAUCCGCUCAGUCCUGUCCAACACACAACACGAGGACGCAGACGUGCGGAGCUGCGUGGACGUCCUCGACCGUUACGUCACUGACCUGAGGAGCUACAUGAAGAGAUUCCCCUGGCCUGCAGGGGGCGACACCUCCAGCACCGGUUCUGCUGAUCCGGCUCAGGAGGAGGCUCAGGGAGACGAGUGGGAGCAGCUGCAGGCAGAGGAAGUGGUCCGUCAGUCCAUCCUGACCAAUCAGAUCCCCAGAGCUCAAGCGGUCCUGCGGAGGCGGAGCUGUCCGGAGCAGCACCUCCCGGCUCUGAGGAUGGAGGGUCUGCGUCAGGUCUUCUCCUGCCUGCAGCACCGAGACCUGCAGACCGCCAACACACUCCUCACCAACAUGGGUUUCAGUGUGAUGAAGCAGCUGCACAGUAUCUGCCUCUACACCGACGACAAGGAGCUCCGGGAGUUUGUGGUGGAGGAGCUGUCAGGGCGGAGCUGUUUCCCAGAGGAGCAGGUGCAGAGCGUGGCGUUCAUAAAGGAGAUGGAGAAGUUGGGAUCACUUCCUGCCGCCCGCUGCGCUGCAGAUAGCGCAGCACACAGUGUGCUUCAGAUGGCCCGUUGGGAGGCUGGAGGUGAGGAGGUUCUGGAGGAGCUGGCAGGACAGACGAGGUCUGAGGAGGAGGGUGGGCUCUGGAGGAACCUCCGACUGGACUGGGUGAGGAACUGGGACCAGAGCUGCCAGACCGCCGUCCUCCUGUCCAGACUCGGACACACAGAAUUGAGUUCCUGUGACUCAGCGGUGUUGUGGCGUUACCUGACCGCCCUGCACGAUCGGCGCCGUGUGGUGGACUGGAUCAACUGGCACCAGGAGACCAGCAGCGCCCCCCGGUGGCCUGACUUAACUCCAGAACUGGUCAACAACAACACGGCCUGCAGCACCUACAUGAGGGAGAACAUCCUGGACCUGCUGGCCCGGAGACGUGUGUUCAUCCCGGAGGAGCUGGCCGACCUGGAGCAGCUGUUGUGGAGGCUGGCUCAGGGUGGAGGGGUGAUGGCUUCAUCUCCACCCGUCCCUCAGUACCGCUCCCCCCUCGGCCUGGACCUCCACAGCCUCUUCAUCACCUUCUGCCUGGACCACAGCCUGCAGUACCUGCUCUACACCUACCUGGAGCACUACAGGUUGACACCCAGAAACUGUCCCCUCCUGACCAAUCAGAGCCUGUCUGAGAGCCAGCCCUGGUUUGAGAUGCUGGUGAAGAUCCAGGAGAUCACCCGAGAUCUGUCAGAUCCAGGACUGGUCUUCCAGGCCAGUUUGACCAGCGCUCAGGUUCUGUUGCCGGGCAGCCAGGCGUCUCUCAGCAGCCUGCUGCUGGAGGGACACAGCCUGCUGGCUCUGGCCACCAUCAUGUUCGCCCCCGGAGGAAUCGACCAGGUGGUGGUUCAGGGAGAGAGGUCGGGCAGGUCGGACAGGACGGUCGACCCCCAGCUCCUGAAGAUGGCUCUGGCCCCCCACCCCAAACUGAGGGCCGCCCUGUUCCCUGCUGGGCCCCGAGGAAACAGCCCGUCCUCCGACGUCUCAGUCUACCACCUCCUGCAGGCUCUCGCUCCUCUGGACCCGUCGAGGCUGUUCAGCUGGCAGGCAGCAAACACCCUCAACUCCACCGAAACGACGGAGCUGCCUCAUUUCUCCAGCCCUCACCUGGUCAGCAGGUUCGCUCUGGUGGAGAACCUGGACUUCCUGUUUUACCUCCAUCAUGGCCGACCGUCCUUUGCAUACGCCACCUUCCUCGUGCAGCAGCUGAGUGGUGGCAGUGACAUCACACUAAUGCUGCAGCAGGCUGGGCAGCAGGUGUACAGGUCGGCCCUGCAGUGUUUCAACGUGCCAUCGGUGGCGUCGGCGGCUGUUUGUUUCUGUGAGCUGCUGGGAGUCUGCAGCCUGAAGCUGAGGGUCGACAUCAGAGCCAUGAACAUCAUCCUGCAGCACUGGAGCCAACACAACACACACACCGCCCCGACACAGCAGCUACACACACUGGUAUCUAAAGCUGUGAAGUUGACGGAGGCGGAGCCUGGAGCAGCGGAGGAGCUGAUUGGCUACCUGGAAACUGCAGUGACGGACAACUUGGAGCAGAAGGGCAUCAGCAGGUCUUCGUACGAGGCGGCCCAGGAGUGGGCGUUGCCGGUUCAGUUCUGUCAGCUGCACGGCCUGAAGCUCAGCUCUGUUUACCCCGCCCACUGCGCUGCAGACGGACAGUUCAUCCACUUCCUGUUGUUUGUCCAACUGCACAACUUCCCGGCCCAGCAGGUGAGGUCAUUGGCAGCUCAGUUUGGCCCCGCCCUGCAGGCCCACCUGAGUCUGGCCUUCCGGGACCUGCAGGUGUACAGUCAGAGGAGGAGCUGUGAGGAGCAGUCAGCGUCUCUGAGCACAGAGGAGGACCCUGGGAGCCCGGAGCACCACACGGAGCUGUUCCAGGUCCUCCUGCAGAGCCAGGAGGAGGCGGCGCCCUGCAGGUACCUGCUGCAGGAGGCGCUGGUGCAACGCUGCCCGACGCUGGCUGUCAUGGCUGCCUGUCAACAGGGGGCGGAGCUACUGCCGUGCCUGUGUGUGUGGGUGCUGACCUCCGUCGAUGAUGUCACUUAUGGUGAAGCCACCUCCCACCUGUUGGAGGUGCCUCAGCACCACGAGUGGACGCUGCACGACCUGUCAAUCAUCUGGAGGACGCUGCUGGGGCGGGGCCACGUCAGGCCCCUCCUACGAGCCUUCCAGCUCUUCCUGCCGGACUGUCCUCUGGUGUUGGUGCUGAGGAUGUUUGAGAUGUGUUGUGACUACAGGAACUUCUCUGAGGCAAAAGCAAAGCUGCUGGACUUCCAGAGGACCCUCAUAGCUCUGAGAAACGGUGGCCCAGCGCCCUCCAGUGGACUCCCCCUGCAGUGGGUGGAGAGCCAGGCGUCAGUGCUGCUCCUCACCAUGCUGCAGCGCUGCUCCUCCCAGUACGACCUCCACCGGCUGCUGCAGCUCCUGGCCGACGUCGACAAACUCCUCAAAUCCAACGGUCCAGACUUCAGGAAGCUCAGUCAGCUCAGUCAGUUGCUGCAGGGGUCAGAGGUCAGCCUGUCUCCCCGGCUGCUGCAGUGCUCUUCUCCCUCCAUCCAGCAGGAGGAGUUCCAGGCUGCAGUGGACGCUCUGCAGGCCCGGGGGCUCUACAGCCAGGCCCGGCAGGUGGCCCAGCUGGCCGGCCUGUCAGUCCACCGCCUGCUGCUCAGCCAGCUUCUCCAGGAGGUAAACUCCCAGAAGUCCAAGCGUCAGUGGAGAAGGUUGGAGACGCGAGUCAGUUUCUGGAGGAGAUGUCACGAGCAGCUGAAGGCCGACGGCACUGAUCCAGAAUCAGCCUCCCAGUUCUUCCUGUCCCAGGCUGACGCUGGGAGCUCGGACUCCUCCGGAGCUGCGGAGGCUCCGGCCGAGCUGCUGGACAUCCAGGAACGCUGCCUGCUGCUCUGCCUCGCCGCUCACUGGCUCUCCCUGCUCAGCCCGGCUCCUGUGGACAAACUGGAGAGCCUGGAGAAAAGGCUGUGGAUCAGCCGCGUACGACGACGCGUCCUCACCGUCGCCAUGGAGAAGGAGAGUGUUUUCAGCCUGCCGCCUGCCAUCACACAUGAAAUGAACACGUAUGAAGUGCUCAUGAAGGAGUUGUCCUUCUCCAACAUAUCAGACCUGAACACAGAGGGCUGUCUCAGUGUGGAGGGACUCCCGGGGCCCCCUGGGGAGCAGGAGGAGCUGAAUACCCACUCAGCACUGAGUCCAGAGGAGAGGAGCACUCUGACCGAGCUGAUCGGUCAGUUACUAGAUGACGGUAGUAUUCACGAAGCCAGCCGGGUCUGCCGGUACUUCUCCCUGCAUCACCCGGACAUGUGGGUGGUGCUGCGCUGCAGAGGUCUGGCCUCCGGAGAGCUGAACCCUGAACCACCAGAAGAGGCAGCAGAGGCUCCGCCGAGGACCGGCAUCACCAGCUCUCCCUCCCUCAGCAGCCUGUUGUCCUUCGUGAUGCUCCCCCUCCCUGACGACGAGGUCGCCGUCCAGCUCCAGAGACUGGUGGAUCAGUGUCGCCAUGGCAACAACUACUGCAAACAAGUCCUCAGCCUCUACCAGCUCUCCAAGGAGCUGCAGUGCUCCUUCAGUCAGAUCUGCGGGGAGGAACCUCGCUCGGUGCUGGAGAAGCUGCUGCUGUCGGACCAGCCGGAGCGCUUCAGGAAGGCUCAGGCCUUCAUCAAAGCUCAGGGUCUCUCUGCAGACGCUGUGGCCGAGCUGGUCUCCUCCGCCGUGGUCCAGGCGCUGCUGGCCUCCACCCAGGAGCUGCAGCCGGCAGAGAGGCAGGUCUACAGGCCGUCGGAGGGCCGCGACUCGCUGGUCCAGCUCAUCAAACUGUGUGACGAUCCCAACAUGGUGGGAGUCAAACUGCUGGAGAACCUGGACACGGUUCCACUGCGAGACCUGAGCUGCAUCGUGGAGCUGCUGGUCGUUGCUCACGACUGUUUCAGUCUCACCUGUAACAUGGAGGGGAUUGUCAGAGUGCUGCAAGCCGCCCGUCACCUCAGCCACACCUACCUGGCUCCCGGAGAGCACUACAGCCUGCUGGUGCGUCUGCUGACAGGUAUCGGCAGGUAUAAUGAGAUGACGUACGUCUUCGACCUGCUGCAUCAGAACCAUCGCUUCGAGAUGCUGCUGAGGAAGAAAGUGGACACGGACAGAGGACAGAGCUCCAGUCUGAAGACGGCUCUGCUGGAUUACUUAAAGCGCUGCCUCCCCGCAGACAGCGAGAAACACAACAUGGUGGCGCUGUGUUUCAGCAUGAGGCGAGAGAUCGGAGAGAACCACGAGAUGGCUGCCAGAACUCAGCUGAAGAUCAUCGAGUCUCAGGCCUGGGUGGUCACUCCUGAGCUGAAGAGUUCACUGGUCAAAGUGUUGGGUCUGCUGAAGGACGCAGCCGAGAGCUUCUCCAAGGAUGCGUGCGUGCGUCAGGCGAGUCGUUGUGUUCGGACAGCGAAGCUUGUGGCUCUUCAGCUGCACUUCCUGAACCAGGGAUCGGACCUGCGCGUCAUCAACCUGCGACCUGCAGAGCUGCUGAACGCCGUCACGUCGCUGCCACGAUGCUACCAGGUGUUUGUGGUGUCGGAGGCGUACAGCUACAGUCCGGACUGGGCAGAGAUUUUGUACCAGAAGGUGAUCCUGAAGGGAGACUUUGUUUACCUGGAGGAGCUCAAGCGCCACCGUCCGCUGACCUCCAGCCUGUUCGAGGACAUUUUCAAAAAGCUGGACGGCGCUCCGAGCAGCGUCACUCCCAACGUGAAGCGCCUGCUGACGCACUGUGAUGAUGUGUACAGCCGCUACAGGCUGGCCUACCAGCAGAACCUGUAUGAUGUCACCAAGUCACUGCUGCAGGACGCCAAGACCUCCAGCUACCUGAACGACAGGCUGGCCAGCUGAGCGACUGACGGACCGUCUGUGCAUCCGAUCACAUAAAUCCUGUCGAUGUUUACUGCUUAUUUAUAAUAAGCACAAAACUGCCUUCUGUCCUCUAACCUGUCUUCUGUGGAGAUGAACUAAAAUCAGAUGGAAUAAUAACUGAAUAUAAUUUGUUUCUAUUAAUACACAACAAAGACAAAUGAAAUGUAAACUUUAAUGUACCGUUCAGUUUGUCAGGAUUCACAAAACCUUCACAGCAGGAUGUGAUGACGUGUAAACAUUCACAUUAAAAUCACUUCAUGAACA
Acanthopagrus latus (yellowfin seabream) is the source of this 8474-nucleotide messenger RNA. It is a transcript of the gene spg11, whose product is annotated as SPG11 vesicle trafficking associated, spatacsin. NCBI's taxonomy places the organism in Eukaryota, Metazoa, Chordata, Actinopteri, Spariformes, Sparidae. Gene Ontology annotation, biological process: synaptic vesicle transport; axo-dendritic transport; axon extension. Bases 951 to 8189 code for a protein of 2412 amino acids. Gene Ontology annotation, cellular component: axon; cytoplasm; dendrite. The transcript has 40 exons. The record is from RefSeq and is a predicted model, not a curated record.